Messenger RNA from Pelmatolapia mariae (spotted tilapia), 2125 nucleotides. Its product is annotated as myoneurin-like. Bases 206 to 1573 code for a protein of 455 amino acids. The record is from RefSeq and is a predicted model, not a curated record. The transcript has 3 exons. Lineage: Eukaryota; Metazoa; Chordata; Actinopteri; Cichliformes; Cichlidae.
GUAAUAUGGCGCCCGGUACCUACUGAACGUUGUUGCCCCGCUCUUUUUACUCGGAAGUUGAUUUAUCAUACAGCAUAAAGUCACCAUAAUUGUAUCUUUGCGUGUUCAGAUUUUCUCAGUGAGUCUUUCUCUCCAGAAGAAACGCUUUUAGCUCGUUUUUUAUUUUAACUUUGUCUCAAACGAAACCGUCGCCUAUAGCGCGAAAAUGUCCGAAGUUGAAGUAAUAAAGGUGCUGGUGAAUCAGCGGCUGACUGCAGUGGCUGAAGAGAUAGUGGGACUGUUUGAGAAAACCUUUGCAGAGUACCGGGACAAUGUGGCUCGCUUGGUGGAGGAAACGGAGCGACAGCGCAGGCUGCUGGAAUCCGUAAAAACCCCGGGAGCUCCCUCACCACACACAGAAUCCCAGCAGACGUUGGAAAUAAAAGACACAGCACCGAAACAACAAACUUUGGGAGUGAGCUUGAACCAUGAGCACAUAGGUGCUCACUACAUCAAAGAGGAACAGGAAGAAAUGUGGAGUAGCCAUGAGGGAGAGCAACUUCAAGCAGUGGAGACGUUCUCUUUGAGCUAUAUCCCUUUAAAGACUGAGAGCCGAGAGGAGCCGGAGGUCAACUCUCCAUACCUUGUGAAAUUGUUACGUGGAGACUUUCAGCCGCUGCAGAAGUGUAAUGAAGAGGUUCCGUCUCAGGAGCAUGAGUGGAGACCUGCUCUGAAAGAGGAGCCUCAAUGCUCACAAACUGAAGUGGAACAGGAGAAACUCAGGAGAGAGACACGUAUAGGACUGGGAGAGAAUUCAGUCACAGAGUUGCCAUUCAUUGCUGUAAAGAGGGAGGCUGAUGAAGAGGAAGCUUCGUCGGCUCAGCUUCACAACAACGCAGAGUCUUCAGACUGCCAGUCCACUGAACAUAUGCAAGUAGAGAGUGAUGGUGACGGCUGUGGAGGAGCAGAACCACUGACCAACGCAGCUAGUGACAAGACUUCUGACUCUUCAGACAGUGAGACUGAAGACAGCGAUGAUGACUGGAAAAGAAAUACAAAGCAGUCCUAUUUUAAAGUAGUGAUAGGUGAUAGAGUUGCUAACUCACAACCCGCCCAGAAGUUAGAUCCAACUCCAGUUAGUGAUGAGAAGACUUCUGAUUCAUCUGAAACUGAGACUGAGGACAGUGAUAAUGAUUUGAUGGAUAGCGAUAAAUCUAAGAAAGGUUCAACUAGCGUUAAAUUCAAACACGCUCUUGUUGCAAGCUCUUCAAAAAUGCAUACUGAGAAGAAAUCUGACUGUAGGCAGCAACUGAAAAAUCACACAGGUACACAAACGGCACAGAUUUCUAUCCAGGGUUCACAACUUGUUCUUCACAAAGCAAACUCAAGUAUGAGAACCAGUUCUGCAGAACGACUUUUAAGUGACUCCAAGAAACGUAAAAAAAGUGCAUCUCCGACGGCACAGAGCACCAAGGACAAAUCAUUCACAUGUUCAAGUUGUAAUAAAAGUUUCCAAAGGAAAGCACACAUGAUUCAACAUAUGAAAAUGCAUAAAGAGAAUCCUAACAUUAGUGGCGUAAACAAGCCAGUGUAGUAUCCAGGAAUGGCUUGUUUCAUUUUGUCCUUUUGUUAUCCAGGAACACUGUUAACCUUUCUCCUACUGUUAAGUGAAUGGCAUUGCAGCUAAUGAUAACCAACUGCCUGUUUAAGCAGAAUUUUCAGAAAUAAAAUAUUUUUUUAUUUUUGUUUUUUAAUGGACCCAAAGGUCAAUAAAAUGUAAAGAAUGUUACAAAGACAAGUGCAAAGCUACUGGUGGAGUUUUUUUUGUAAUCGCUGAGGCUGCAAAACCUGCCCAUUCAAUUCCUCAUUAGGAAGUUCACUCUGUUCUUUAGCUCGUCUGCACAGAGGAGCGAUGACCUUAUUCCAUGUUUUGUUCAUUUUCUUUUUCUUUUUUUGUACAUCUUCUGUCUAAAUUAAAUUUGUCAAAAGUUUGUGAGUAGUAUAAAUAGAAUAGACACCCGUCAUUUUACUAGGUACUGCUGUUCAACUGCUUGCUAACACAAAUGUCAGCCAUUACUUUCUUUACAUUCUUUUAACGCUUGUUUGUUGAAAGUGCUUUCUGGACUAGGGCACCGCUGAAGUUCAA